CCUCAGUCAACCUCCACUCAACCUACCUAACCUAACCUCUCUCUCCCUCCCUCGUCAGACGUGGAAAGAGCUCACAAAUACCACCAUCUCUCUUUCUUUCCCCUUCCCCUACCCUUACCCCCUUCCCCCAUCCUCACGGCCCUUUCUUGACCUCAGCUUCUUCGAUACCCAUACAGUUUUCGCUUUCUCUUGAUCAAUCUCGCAUCAUCUUUGUAUUCUCUUCUCUUUGGCUCUUCUCCACCCCCGGCGUCCUCUUCCGUUCAGCCUCCUCCACCUUGGCCGACCGUCGCCGCCCGCCCACGAUUCGGACGACGACGACGAUACCAACGACGCAACUUUCUCGAUCCUCAUCAUGAAUAAGUUGGCAAAUAUGCGUCACUGGUCGGAAAGAAUGGCUCCCAAUUUCGUAAUGGGCCGUCCUAAUAUGCCCAUGAAUGCCCUCAACCAUCCCAAGAACGCCGCUCAACCCGGUCAGCCCAUGGCUUCCCCUCAAGCCGCCGAUGCCACCAUUCUCUACUCGUUCAACAUCCCAUUCGCUUCCGAUCUUGCGGGCCCCGAUACUGAGGACAUUCUUCACGCGACCACUGACGCUGUCCUACGAUGGACACACCCCGAGGACGCGCCGGACGACGUCCAGAUUCACGAGCUGCCUGUCCAUGUUCAGAACCUGAACAACCUCCACAGGAUGUGCCAGGAAAUUACCAACGGGCCGCUUCCUGUUGAGGCGUACGUCCUGUCGACAAUGCUCAAGGGCGGAAAAGGCCAACAGGUUGCUACUGUUUGUCUCUCGGGCUCUCCAGAGCUGGUCCACAAGAGCCGAGAGACUAUUUUGAAUGAUACCCCAAUUUCUCUUCGCUGCACCACCAUUGAUAUUGAUGGUCAACUCGUCUGCGAUCUCAAUGCCGGAGUGCUCAAGAAGCCUGUUACUGAUACCCUCGAUUACAUCUCCACCUUCUGUGGCGUAGAUAUCUUUCUUCUUGGCCCUAAAUUGACCCCUGUUGUCGACGGUAUGACUGGUGAUGCUGAAUUACGCAUGGAUCAGCGCUGGAGAGUUGCUAUUUACGGUGAUAUACUAUCAUCCGAGCACGCAAAGGCUCGUGUUCUGAUCCACAUUGAUACUCUGCUUGGCCGAAUUGUCGAUGGUACCAAACUCGAGGCUUCCCUCCACCAGCUUGUCUGUGGCCGACAUCGCAAAAACAUCAAGCUCAUUGAGUCUUCCACUGGAACUGCCAUCUACUUCCCACCUCCGUUCUCGGCAAUGUAUCGCUACUGUCCUCCUAAAGCGACUCGCCGUGACCCCAACGAUAUUUUCAUCACUGGUGAAACACCCCAAGCUAUUGAAUUAGCAAAGCAGAAACUUCACGAAACUGUCCAGCGCAUCAGAUUGUACGUUAAAGACGUAACAAUUCCUGCUGCCAAGAUCGACAGUAUUCUGCUGGGUCGUCUAGAUAAGGUCCGGAAGAUUCUGGAGGCCAAUGGCACCUUCAUCAUGUUCCCUCCCCUGGCUACUCAGCGUAACAUGGUCCGAGUUCAAGGAAGUGAAGGUCUUCACGUUGAGCGAACUGUGCGAGAGAUCAUGUCCUUGGCUGGUCAAUUCUACAGUGCGGGAUGGUUCAUUCAGCCCGCUGAUGCCAGGCAUUUCCCUCACCCCAACGACAUCAAGAGUUUGCUCGUUGAUAUCUGCGCCAACUCCGAUGCCGAUCUUUCCUUCGAUAAACUGAGUUUCACCAUCACUGGCUCUGAUGACGCUGUCAAGACAGCUCUUCAAGUCAUAUCAGAGAUGAAGUUCAUUUCUCAAUCUCAGUACCAGAUCCGGGUCAAGAUUGAGCUUGCCAAUGAGCACAAGGAAUUCGUCAGUGGCAAAAAGAACGGCAAAAUCAACAAGAUAAUGGGACAGAGCAAUGUGCAGAUCAUUUUCGAUGGUUUCAACGAGUACAACUUCAACAUCGAUGUCAUGGCAGCAACUUAUGAGUCCAUGAAGCAGGGCCUCACUCUUGUGGAGCAAGAAAUGCCUGCAUCUAUUUCGUUCCAUGUGCCGGAUCAGUACCACAAACGCAUCAUCGGUAUUGGUGGUCAGCACAUCCAGCGCAUCAUGAAGAAGCACUCGGUCUUCGUCAAGUUCUCCAAUGCUAUGGAUAGAGGCGGAAUGGGUCGAGAAGACGACGAUAUCAAAGUUGACAAUGUCAUCUGCCGCACGCCAGCUCGAAACGCCCAGAAUUUGGACGCUGUCAAGAACGAGAUCUUGGAGAUGGUCGAUCGUGCCGAUUCUGAGUACACAUCUCAGAUUGUCAGCGUUGACCGCCUCUAUCAUCGUCAGCUUAUUGCUAGACUUCCUGAGAUCGAUGACCUGGAGCAGAAGUACAACUGCAAGAUCAACUUCCCCAGCACUGAGCAAGCCAGUGAUGAGGUUACGGUUAACGGUCCACAGUGGCAGGUUCCUCACUGUGUCGAUGAGUUUCUCGGCAUGGUCCCAGAUAAGCAUGAGCUUGUCCUCGCCAGAACUCCUGAGCUGGUCAAGUUCCUCGAGUCUCCUGAAUUUGCUCAUGACCUCGUGCCCAAGCUGAAGAGCCAGCAUGAGGUUGAACUCAGCGUCAGGCAGAACCCCGACGAGCUCACUGAGAACGGCGAGCCUACGGUCACUCUUCUUUGGGGGUUCACCCGCAACAACGCCGGUGGUCUCCGUGAUGCUAUGGACUUCAUUCAGUCUCAAUUCGCAACUUCCGGAGCUGAGAUCAAUGUUGUUAAGGGCGCUCUCCCUCGCCCUAAAUCUGACUCGUUUGAAGAUUCUCUGCAGUAUUUCGACUCUAAGCUUCUACAGCACGCUCCUGCACCUGUCGCCACUGAUUCUCCUAUCAAGACUGGCUUUGGCGAUGAAGUCGCUCGCGAGCGAAGCAGUAUUCUCGACCGUCUCCGAAAGCCUGGCAGUAUGACGUCAAUUUCAUCUUUCUUGGACCGCAGAAAGAACAGCUCUCAUUCUGGCAACGGUAACUUUUUCAAGGGUUCAAGCAACGUCUCUAAGUCUUCGCUCAUUUCGAUCGAAUCGACCCGCAGCUUCAACGCCGACCGAAACCCCUGGAACGAUAGCGGCGUCAACCUCCCUGACGACGACAAUCCUUGGGCUCCUCGAACCUUCGGCACUCACAUGGACAACAAAUUGUCCAUUCCUCAACCUGGCGAUGUCACACCUCGCCACAGCACCCGCGCGUCCGGCGACAGCGGGCGCCCUUCCACUUCUCAUUCUAUGAAUUCAGGAUACCCCGCCCCUAUUGGGCCUUUCCGUUAGAUUCCCCCGUGUUAGAACCUCUACAUGCAAAUACCCCGGCUGGAUAUACCCUGGCGUAAAAAUACCCUGGAACGUCGACUUGUGCAUCGGUCGGUUUACGUCUUGCCAUGUUUG
Fusarium oxysporum Fo47 is the source of this 3397-nucleotide messenger RNA. RefSeq lists its product as uncharacterized. Lineage: Eukaryota; Fungi; Ascomycota; Sordariomycetes; Hypocreales; Nectriaceae. Gene Ontology annotation, molecular function: mRNA binding. The transcript has 6 exons. Gene Ontology annotation, biological process: nuclear division. Gene Ontology annotation, cellular component: nucleus; cytoplasm. The coding region runs from base 353 to 3283 and encodes 976 amino acids. The record is from RefSeq and is a predicted model, not a curated record.